AGAUAGAUAGAAUCAUAAGAGAGAGAGAGAGAGAGAGAGAGAGAGAUGAGUUGUUCCAGGAAGAGUGAUGUGGGUGUGUUGGUGGUGGCGGUGGCUGCCAUUCUGUUGGUCGGAGGAAUGCAGGCGGUAGAGGGGCAGGAUACGGCGUGCGCGACUCCAUUGCUGCCUUGCGCUAAUUUCCUAAACUCGACCACACCGCCUGAGACGUGCUGCCAACCUAUUCGGCAGACGGUACAGACCCAAUUGUCCUGCCUCUGCAACCUCCUCAACAGCAGCCUCCCUCAGAGUCUCGGACUCAACGUCACCCAACUUCUUGAGCUUCCCAAGUACUGUGGUGUCAAUGUUAGAGUCAGCGAUUGCAUCAAAGCUCAAGCUCCUUCUCCUUCUGCAUCUCUCACACCUCCACCUCCUCCAGGAGUUCCGGGAAGCGACGGCAAUGGCGUGAGCAAGACGGCAUGGACCGGGAUGACUAGCUUGGUUCUACUUUGGACCUCCAUGUUUGUGUUUUAAUUGAGGAUUGCAGAGAUUUUAUUUCAGAGGAUUAGGAUGCCCGGCCGGCCAGAUUUAAUUUCUUAUUUGCUUGUAUUUUUAUAUGUAUGAUGUGUUCUAUCAUGUGUGCUUGUAUUCAAUUGAUCUAAAUAAGUAUUUUAUAUAUAAUUA
Nelumbo nucifera (sacred lotus) is the source of this 660-nucleotide messenger RNA. Its product is annotated as non-specific lipid transfer protein GPI-anchored 7-like. The record is from RefSeq and is a predicted model, not a curated record. Lineage: Eukaryota; Viridiplantae; Streptophyta; Magnoliopsida; Proteales; Nelumbonaceae.